CCAUGGCGAUUGAAAAGUGAGAGUUGAUGUCGAUCGGCAUCCCACAGUUGAUCGCGAAGCGGCCUGGCUAGCGGACGUGUCCAGCUGCGAUCCCCGAAAGAAAACCCAUCGAAGAAUCCGAAAUGAAUCUGUCAGUUCCGGUGCUCAUUGUGGCCCUCAUCUGCCUGGGAGUUGCGUCGGCAUACCCCCAACUGAGGCAGCGCAACGAGAAGCAGGUCCAGACCGGAGAGGAGGAUUUGCCCUCCAAAGGCGCCACUAUUGAGGAAGUAGUGGUGGAAUCUGCCUUGUACAUCAAACCGAAAUCGAACCCUCAAGUGCGACGCGUUCGUUCCGUUUUGAAUCAAGGAUCAGGAGUCACCCACAAGCGGGUGAAGCGUCAGCGUCAGCGAGGAUUCGGUGAUCGGUAUGCCGGAAAUCCUGGAUUCGGCAACGGUUUCGGUGGUAAUCAGGGAUUUGGCGGCAAUCAGGGAUUCGGUGGUAAUCAAGGAUUUGGUAUAAAUGUGCAGGCAGGCACAUCGGCCGGAGCUGGAGGAACCAAGGCGGGCGUGGAUGUUGGAGCCGGACCGGAUGGCGGCAAUGCCAACGCCAAUGUUGAGUUGAAUCCAUUGGGACCACUCGGACCAAAUGGCUACAACCAGGAGCAGGCCGCCUCAAAUGGGGCUGCCCACAAUAACUACAACAAUGGACUGAACUCCGGCUCCUCGGCGGCCAUUGGACAGGCGCAGGGCUUCCAAUCGCAGAGUGCAAAUGGAUCUUUCGGUGCCUCCUCCGCCAGCACGGCUACUCAGUCCCAGAACUUCGGUCCCUUUGGGUCCAAUAAUGCGGCAGGUGCCUCGUUGAGUCAGGUGUAUCAUCUGCCCAAUGGACAGACGAUCAACUUCAGCUCCGGCAACUCCUUCGCCAACGGAGGAGCCAACCGGGGCAGUAGCCACGGAUCGGCGGUUUCCGUGAGCCGCUAAGAGCAUGGUGCACUUUGCAGGGAAAAUACCUCCAAGUUAAUCCAUUGUCAGCAAUCCUAUGUGCAAAUGUCUAAAAUAUGCAAAUAAAAAUUUAUGAUUGAGUCGAA
Molecule: messenger RNA, 1066 nt
Organism: Drosophila elegans
Lineage: Eukaryota; Metazoa; Arthropoda; Insecta; Diptera; Drosophilidae
Product: ATP-dependent RNA helicase glh-2
Exons: 2
Coding region: 123-959 (278 amino acids)
Source: RefSeq, a predicted model, not a curated record